GGAAAACAACUUGCAAUUCCUGAAGUUGGCACUCACGGCUGAGGAGACAGGUGUGCGACAUCAUCCCGCUCUCGCUUGCACGCGGUCUCGGUUCCUUUUCCACAAGCUCACUGCUUAGGCCUUUCGGUGCGGACGACCGCAAGAUGCCUGCGCCACUCCUUUCCACUUCGCAAGCAUCUUACAUUCUUAGCGGUCUUCUCCAGCCAUUUGGGAAUGUAGGAUCUGCCUCGCAUGCGCCAACACAACGCAGCGAUUUACGACCUCUGCAUGCUUUCCGCUCGAUCCACCUGCAGACGGACGUUGUACCCACUGCGAACGCCUCCGCGCGGGUCAACCUUGGUGGGACUGACGUCACGGUAGGCAUUAGCUGCCAGGUCGAUAUCGACACCAAAGGUAUGGGUUCGAGCUCGGGCAAAGCAAGAGGUGGCAUGGAAUGCUCUGUUCAAUUCUCAAAUGCCCUGGUCCAUUCCCCCCUUCCGACACCUACACCAUCACUCGACGCUCUUUCUGUCUCCCUCACAUCUCUUCUCACAACUUUGGGUGCAUCUGUUCCGCUGGACGACCUCUGCAUCACUCCACCGCCCAAUGCGCGCUACUGGAUCUUGAACAUCGACGCGUUCAUCACUUCCCUUUCUGGUGGGAAUGUAGAAGAUGCGCUUGUGCUGGCCGCCAACGCCGCCUUGCAACUGACGCGUAUCCCUCGCACAAGAGCGGUCAGCUAUGAAGCCAAUAGCGCAUGCGCGGCAGCGGAAAAAGGAAAGGGCGCAGGGGCAGUCGCUGGCUCUGGAUCCAUUCUGGCCGGUGCGAUCGGACUAGGAGCGGGCACAGAUACCGUAGCACGCGAUCCACUGGGCGUUAAUGACGCACUUUCUCAGCGAGUGUCAAAGGCCAUCGAUUUCGAAUUACUGGACCUGACUCCAGAAUCAGGAGGCCGAACGCUGUCCAACCGCAAUGACUUGCCCGUUUGUGUGACCGUCUGUCUGCUGCCGGUAGAACAAGGUGCACAGCCUCAGCCUGAGGUUGGCAGCAAGGCGCACAGCGUAGGAAGUGGCGGCAGCGCAGGUGCACAUGCAGCAUUCUCGGCAUAUGUGCUCGACCCGACGCUCGAGGAACAAGACGUGCUCGGCACACGCGUACAUGUGCUCGCGGACAAGAACGGGAGGGUGCAUGGGGUCCUGCACUCUGCGGGCGCGAGUGUCGAGGCGCCACCGCUCGAGCAACAAGCGCAAGCGGAGGGAACUCCCAUGCAAGGCCGCAAGAGUGCGAUGGUGACAAGUUCGGUAAUGGGAACGGAUCAGGCAGCUGUCCGCGCGGCUGUCCGCGCCGGUGCGAAGCAUGCCUGCGCGCUCGCCGAGCUUGUCCGUGUGCAGCUAAGUGAGCAGGAGAAGCUGUGAUGAGCUCAGCAUCUGUUUAUACACAUCUGCAUGUUACAUUUUGAGGUCUUCGAGUAU
Messenger RNA from Tilletiaria anomala UBC 951, 1451 nucleotides. RefSeq lists its product as uncharacterized. Gene Ontology annotation, cellular component: cytoplasmic exosome (RNase complex); nuclear exosome (RNase complex). The coding region runs from base 144 to 1394 and encodes 416 amino acids. Gene Ontology annotation, biological process: nuclear polyadenylation-dependent mRNA catabolic process; U1 snRNA 3'-end processing; U4 snRNA 3'-end processing. The record is from RefSeq and is a predicted model, not a curated record. Lineage: Eukaryota; Fungi; Basidiomycota; Exobasidiomycetes; Georgefischeriales; Tilletiariaceae. The transcript is spliced from 2 exons.